Messenger RNA from Candoia aspera, 4347 nucleotides. RefSeq names its product MIER1 transcriptional regulator (gene MIER1). Gene Ontology annotation, biological process: negative regulation of transcription by RNA polymerase II. Gene Ontology annotation, cellular component: nucleoplasm. The record is from RefSeq and is a predicted model, not a curated record. The transcript is spliced from 13 exons. NCBI's taxonomy places the organism in Eukaryota, Metazoa, Chordata, Lepidosauria, Squamata, Candoiidae. Gene Ontology annotation, molecular function: histone deacetylase binding; transcription corepressor activity. Bases 210 to 1712 code for a protein of 500 amino acids.
ACCUCCUUUGCGCGGUGACGUUGGGCCUCUUCCUCCCCCUGGUGGCUUCCCGCUCCCUCCUCCCUGCAUCCACCGCUGCCGCUUCCCAGAGACUGUGACCCAUCGCCGCCGCCGCUCCCGCAGCCUUUCCGUGCCAUUUCCUCCUCUCCGCCGCGGCGGCGAUGUGACUCCCCUCUCCAGGCUCGGCCCGCCCCAGCUGAGCGGUGAACAUGGCGGAGCCGUCAGUUGAAUCAGCAAGCCCAGGAGGGUCUGCAACAUCAGAUGACCAUGACUUUGACCCAACAGCAGACAUGCUGGUACAUGAUUUUGAUGAUGAACGAACAUUAGAAGAGGAAGAAAUGAUGGAAGGUGAAACAAACUUCAGUUCUGAAAUAGAAGAUCUUACAAGGGAAGGUGAUAUGCCAAUUCAUGAGCUUCUUAGCCUUUAUGGUUAUGAUGGUUCUGUACCACUACCAGAAGAGGAAGAAGAGGAGGAGGAGGAGGAGGGUGAGGGUGAAGAUAAUGAUAACAACAGUGGGUGCAGUGGAGAAAAUAAAGAGGAAACUAUAAAGGAUUCAUCAGGUCAAGAGGAUGAGACACAGUCCUCCAAUGGUGAUCCAGUUCCAUCUGUUGUACCAGAAAUAAUUCGACCACGGCGUUGUAAAUACUUUGAUACAAAUAGUGAAAUAGAAGAGGAAUCUGAAGAAGACGAAGACUAUAUUCCUUCAGAAGACUGGAAAAAAGAAAUUAUGGUGGGUUCCAUGUAUCAAGCUGAAAUUCCAGUUGGUAUAUCUAAAUAUAAAGAGAAUGAGAAAGUGUAUGAAAAUGAUGAUCAAUUGCUAUGGAAUCCAGAUUACUUGACUGAAGACAAAGUGAUCGAAUUCCUUAAUGAAGCCUCUAGACGAACAGGUGAUGAGAGAGGAAUUGAUGCAAUUCCUGAAGGAUCUCAUAUUAAAGAUAAUGAACAGGCUUUGUAUGAAUUGGUGAAGUGUAAUUUUGAUACAGAUGAGGCAUUAAGAAGAUUGAGAUUUAAUGUAAAAGCAGCCCGAGAGGAGCUGUCUGUCUGGACAGAAGAAGAAUGUAGAAAUUUUGAACAAGGUUUGAAGGCUUAUGGAAAAGAUUUUCACUUAAUCCAAGCAAACAAGGUACGAACAAGAUCUGUUGGAGAGUGUGUAGCAUUUUACUAUAUGUGGAAAAAGUCAGAACGUUAUGACUUCUUCGCUCAGCAGACACGAUUUGGUAAAAAGAAGUACAAUCUGCAUCCUGGUGUAACGGACUACAUGGAUCGUCUUUUAGAUGAAAGUGAAAGUGCUGCAUCCAGCAGAGCUCCUAGCCCUCCUCCUACAACUUCCAAUAGCAGCACCAGCCAUUCAGAAAGAGAGGAUAGCACAACCAGCAAUAGUAAUCAAAAUGGUGUAUCUACUAAUGGGCCUAGUGAAUUAUCAAAUAAAGAUGACAUGAAAAUUGAAGGACUGCACAUAAAUGGACCAACAAGUGGCAAAAAAAUGCAUCUUGUAGAUUUUGAUACAAAUGGUUAUGAACCUGAAAACCUUUCCAAUCAUUCUAAACUUCCUCAUUCAAAUACAAGGAAUGAUCUUGAAGACAGAAAUGAAAGGCCUGUGAAAAGGAGAAGAAUCAACAGCAGUGACAAAGAGUGCACAGUUUCCUCUGAAAUUUUCCCAGAAGCAGUAGCUCAUGGAAAUUUUGAAGAACAGGACACUGUGGGUGACUGAACAUGUUAACAUGUUUCUUUCAAAUAGUUUUGUGGGAUAUCUGCAUUUUCAGGGUUAACAGGUUCUUUUUACAGAUUCAAAUCCCAUAAUAUAGUUUAUGGAGAUUUUGAAAUGUAUUUUAGUUGCUUCCUAGUCCUAGGUAAGGGUAUAGUAUACCUUUUAAAAUCCUGAAAUGCAGAUGCAGUGGGUGGGAGAAUUUUCUGUCAGAGAGCCAGUUGCUAUAGGAGUGGUUGAGAGGUUUGUUUGUUCGUUUUUUAAGGCAGAUUUCUGCAGAUUACUUCAGGGCACUAACCUGUUAUGUAAAAUAUACUUUGAAAAAUAGUCAGCUUAAAAUUCCUAAGCAGAAUUGAUAAAACAGAAGUGAAGAAAGAAGCAAUAUUAAACAGUUUAAAGAAUGCCUGUAAAUCCUGAAAGUUGCAUGAGAAUUCAUUCAUGUGUGUGUGUGUAUAUGUGUGUGUUUCUCUCUCUCUCUCUCUCUCUCUCUCUCUGUGUACAUAUAUAUAUAUAUAUAUAUAUAUGAAUGAAUUAUAUUUUUAAAAUAAACCAAGAGGUUUGUAUGUAAAAUUGUUGACAUCAGUGAUGUCUUUCCAUAUUCUUAUCUGGAAAUAAGAAAUACUUUCUGUAUUUUUCCAGAUUUUGUAGCCUUUGAAAGAUUUUUACAAUACUAAAAAGAAGUGUGUAAUUUUCAUAAUUUGUACAGUAUGGUAAAGUUUGAUCUUCUGAGAGUUGAUCUUCUGAGGAAUUGUCAGCUUCACUUUAUUUUGCUAAAGCUUUUUUUAUUAAUAAAAGUCAAGUUUUAGAAACCAGUAGAAAUUUUAAAUAUUUAAAAUGCAUACCCAAUUAUGAAUAUCAGAAUUUUCAAACUUAUAUCUUGGGACAAAUGGUGACUUAAAAUUUUUAGAUUAGCAUGAUGCUUUGAUUGCACAGAUGUUCUUGCUUUUAUAAUUGUUUUUCAGAUUUCUUUUUAUGAGAUAGAAUCUUAAAAAUCAGCUAAAGGCUUUAAUGUUGCUAACUCUUGUUAGUCAAGGUCAUCCAUUACAUUAUUUAUCAGUUUAUCUGUACAUUUCAGUGAGCACAGUAGAAUUAGGAAGCGAGUCAAUUAAAUCUGGCUACCUUGAGGAGGAACUAAUGCACAGCCUGUAUGCUAUGGGGCCUUAUGCUGUAUCCAACAAAUCCAUGGAUUCACUGCUUCUGAGGAAGUAGAAAAGUGGGGAUAGUAGUUAUUAGGGCAUGUAUGUGUAUCAAUAUGCACACAUAUGAGGUACUGUAAGGAUUGUUAACCUGUUUUUUAUAUUAGAAACCCUUUUCAGUCUGGGGAUAGUUUCAGGAGCGACAGUUCGCAUACAUAAAAGGAUUUGGAUUAUGGCCAUAAUGAAGGUUUACAGAAUCAAGCACUCAGUGACAUAUACAGUCUUUCUUUUUGUUGCCACAUUGACUAUAUAAAAUAAAGUUAACAAUGUCUUGGAGCUUACUUGAAAUGUUACAACUAUAGCUUCACAUUAUCUGAUCAUUUAAUGAUUUGGCGAAAUGCACAGUGUUUGAUUUUAAUCAUGAACUCCAGUAGACUUUUAGAUAGUCCUAACAUAAUUCUGUCGUAGGUAUUCCUGAAGUUACCUACUUUUAGCCUUCUGCUUUCCCAUGAGACAUUUUGAUGAAUUCCAUGAUUUAAUAUGACAGGACUAGUAUUUAUUGUCUGCUGCUCACAAGCAGUAUACUGUAUCUCAAUACAUGUAUAGAUGAAAUAUUUAAUCUUUUAAACUUUACUGCGUUAGGAAAAGUGCCAUGGCUGACCAAACCCAGUUUUGUUAAUAUGAAAAUCCAAAGUUUUCUAGCCUCGUAUCAAAGAUUAUGUUUUAAAAGGUAUAUCAAAGCAAGGCAGUGCAAUGCUUUUAGAAAUCUUACUGCAACUUUGAAGGCCUAUUUUCUGUUCCUUGUCUGUAUUUUUGCAGGUUGGAAAUGCUUGCAAGACUGUUCAUAGGAAAGUUUAUAAAUAUAUUGUUCUCAGGCUUGUAAGUAAAAUAUAGCACUGUGUACAUUUUUCAGAAAUUUUACUUUGGUCUUUAAUCUUACCUUUAAUGGUAUGCCUAAGAAAAUCCUGACAUUCCAUACUCACUAUGUAAUGCUCAGCUGUUUUUAAGUAUUUAAUUGUAAUGUGCAUCUCAUUUAUGCAGGUGUUUAUACAAUAUUUUAUUCAUGUUCUUUAAAAUCCAGCCACUAUAACUUGAUGAAGACAUUGCACUAGUAGUACUAUUUAAAAAUCUUGUAAUUUAGUAACCAGUUCAAACAGCUUUUAGUACAGUUUGGAAAAGAUGAAACCCAUUGCUUCCAAAUUGGAUUGAAAAGUCAGUACAGCUUGUGUAUAGUGAUUGUAAUGUAUAUUUUAAGCACUAUUGUGUCCUGAUCCAUAAAGUGCAUUGUGUGCAGUCUGAAUCAAACCUUCAGUUCAACAGGCCUGACUGUUGGCUUUAUAAAGGGUUUAAAGUGAUAUUUUGAAAGAAAUCAAAACAAAAAUUGCAAAGUAGUUUUUAUAAAUUUUUCACAUAGUAAUUUUGCACUGUUGGUAAUACCUGUGUCUCUUACCUAGCUCCCUGUCUGCAAUUCUGGAAAAGCUUAUUAAAGUAUUUUUUUAAACAUA